CCAGAUUUUCCUGUUCCCUCUCCUUCGACAGUUCAAGGACACCUUAAGUCUAAAGCCAGAUUUCAUCCUAGUAAGAGCAGAGAUCGGCCUGCUGUGGGUCUGCCACCGAAGUUCCCCAGCCCAGCUGUCCCAUGAUAACAGAUGAAAUCACAAGAGUGGUAACAGCUGACAUGGAGGAGACCAAGAAGGACAGUGUGGCUGCAGACACACAAGUAGGAAAGUGGAUGUUGGAGUGUGUCCAGGGAGACUACACUGCUGUGCAGAAAGAAAUGAUGGACCAACAAAAUGCAACACACCUUCCAGUGACAGCCAAUCUGUUCUACAAGUGUGACCACUGCGAUUUCUCAACGGGUACAAAACAAUGUUUAAAUGCGCAUGUCAUGUCAAAACACACCGGUGAGAAACCCUACAUGUGUGGAGAGUGUGGGUACAGGACAGCUAAGAAAUCUGGCUUAGCAUGUCAUAUGAGGCUACAUACAGGGGAGAAGCCGUACAAGUGUGACCAGUGUGACUACUGCACAGCUUGGAGACCUUGUCUGAAAGUCCACAUUGCUAAACACACUGAUGGGAAAUUCUACAAGUGUGACCAAUGUGCCUUCAGCACAGCUUAUAAACAAGGCUUGAAAAGGCAUAUGGAAAUCCAUAUGGCUAAACACACAGUUGAGAAACCCCACAAGUGUGACCAGUGUGACUAUAGCUUAGAUACGAAACCAUACUUAAAAGUCCACAUGACUGAACACACUGCGUAUAAACAAGCAUUGAAAACCCAUAUGGUUAAGCACACUGGUGAAAAACCCUACGAGUGUGACUGGUGUGGCUACCUCACGGCUUAUAAACAAGCCUUGACAACCCAUAUUAUGGCUAAACAUACUGGUGAUAAACCCUACAUGUGUGACCGAUGUGGCUACUGCACAUCCCAAAAAACGAACUUGGACAGACAUGUCAUGGCUAAACACACUGGUGAGAGACCCUUCAUGUGUGACCGAUGUGGUUACUGUGCAAUCCAAAAAAGGACCUUGGACAUGCACAUGGCUAUGCACACUGGUAAGAAACCCUAUAAGUGUGACCAGUGUGACUACUGCACAGCUAGGAAAGAACACUGGGACAGACACAUGGCUAAACACAGCGAUGAGAAACCUUACAUUUGUGACCAGUGCGGGUUUAAGACAGGAGACAUAAGUCUUGGAGACAAGACUGGAAAAAAACACAUGGCUAUACACACCGGUGAGAAACCCUACAAGUGUGAUCAGUGUGACUACUGCACAGCUUAUAAACAAGCCUUGAAAACCCAUAUGGUGAAACAUACCGGUGAGAAGCCCUACAUGUGUGGGAAGUGUCUACAGAACAGUCUACAGGUCUGCACUAUCAAGUCAUAUGAGGAUUCAUGCCGGGGAGAAAUCACACAAGUGUGA
Molecule: messenger RNA, 1412 nt
Organism: Branchiostoma floridae (Florida lancelet)
Lineage: Eukaryota; Metazoa; Chordata; Leptocardii; Amphioxiformes; Branchiostomatidae
Product: zinc finger protein 761-like
Exons: 4
Coding region: 132-1412 (426 amino acids)
Biological process (GO): regulation of transcription by RNA polymerase II
Cellular component (GO): nucleus
Molecular function (GO): RNA polymerase II transcription regulatory region sequence-specific DNA binding; DNA-binding transcription factor activity, RNA polymerase II-specific
Source: RefSeq, a predicted model, not a curated record